AGUAUUCAACUUCAGUGUACUUCAUUGCUUGAUAUCAUGUGAUAUUUAAUAUUUGAAGCGACUGUCUUGCACCAACCCUAGAUAAUGGAAGCACCAAUAUGACACACAACAUCAGCAUAAUUCUGUCUUAGUGCCUGAAGAAGGCCCUUGUGGCCGAAAAUUUGCAUUGAAUGUGACUUAUUUUAUAUGUUGUCUUGUACCAACCCAAACAAAACAGUUGGCAAUAAAACCUCCGGAGGGAACCGGCUUGAGAUGGCCAUAAGAUGGAUGAACUCAUCAAUGUGAAUAGGUUCUCAGAGUGCUUAACCCCUUAUUGCAAGAGUGCAGUUUCUGUCACCAUAAAAAUGUAACUUGUGUAAAAUACACUAAUAGCAGAUUUCAACUUCCCUUUUCAGCUGACCUUUCCAGGGCAAUGCUAAAGUUGUCCAUGUCUGAGUAUACCUCAGACUUGGAAUCGACAUGUACGGAGGAGGAUAAAGAAAACCCAAGCAUUGGCAACAGGUCAAAAAGGACUCUGAGGCCACCAAGACGAUUUUUGGUAUCUGAUGAUGAUGAUGAUAAUGAUGGUGAUGAUGACGACAUGGAUGGUUCAAGUGAACUUGCUCAUGCAGAAGAGCAACCACUCUCCAAAGAAAGAAGAAUGGAAGCCCCAUCCCCACCCAAGGUGCCAAGGUCACUGACCUUUCAGAAAAGACCAUUAUCCCCUGUUUCUAAAACUAAAGGCAUUGCGAGAAAGACACCGGAGACGCCAAUCCACAAUGAUGUGUGCUUGGAGCAGAUUCGUCAAUAUGCAAGGAUAGGAACCAUUCGCACACCAAGAGCCAGUCCAUCCGACCAUCAGCCGGUACAGUUGCCUUCUCCUUCUCCGUCUGCCAGUCCCUCUGCCAAAAAUGAUUAUUCAGACAAGCUGGCCAAUAGUCUGGUUGAGCUUACACAAGAAGUUCGUCGUAUGAGAAUAAAUAUGGCUGAAGCAAGAGACGAGGCUAGACAGAGCAAGAAACUUCUAACAAAGAUUCUGGCAAUCGUAAGCAACCCAGCACAAGUACCGGCAGAGGAACAAGAACAGCCGCAGCCAUUGCCAUUAAGUUCAUUUGAUGAAUUCAAAGAAAUGGAGCAGAGAUUGGAGGGGGACAAGGCAUUUGCAAGAAACCUGGCUGUGCACUUGAGCAAAUUUGGGGCACCUGAUGUCAAAAAAUCCACAAAAUGCAUCUUGGAAGCUACCAUGACAUUUUCUUUAAUGACGAAAUUCAAUUGGAAGGGCCAGCGAGGCGAAAAAAUAGCAAUGCACAACCAGCAGCUGGUGUCAGUGAUAUGUGCUGCAGUACGGCACAACAGGGCAACAAAGGAUGCCACAAAUGAAGAAAUCAAGGCAAUAAUAAAAGACCACUUGAGGUAUGCAGACAAACGGCUGCAAAGACAUAAUAAAAAGCCUGCUGGAGCCAAAGAUACAACUGAUCUCAGUGAAGAUGAAGGCACACAGGAGAGAGAUGAGGAUUUGAAUACCGAGGAACUCAACUGAACACCACAGUGGGAAGAAAUACAUUGAUACAUAUCUGACCCUGCAGUUUAUUAACAAUAUAUAAUAAGGUGGCUGAAAUUCUGUGUGUUUCAGGGCUUCUAUUAACCCAGAAAUUUUUCUUAAGGCUGUAUUUUCACCCUCGGACAGUGGGGGAAAUCCCAAUUCAUUUCCAUUUUGCGAACCCUUAACAGUUUGGGCAUUCCCUUACCUUUCAGCCUGGUAGUCUACAAAAAGCCAGAGUUAAAGAGUACCAGGAUGUGAUUGCCUGGUGUGCCUUUUGGUUUAUAAAAGAUUGUUACAUGUAGAUCGUAAAACUGCUGGCUCUCCCAGUGUUCGUCCACAAAUGUCAAAAUACUCAUAUAAAGGUUUAUGUAAAGAAUUUAUUCAGGUUUUAUUUUUAUAGUUACUUCUUUAAUUUAUGCAAAAAUUGAUAUUGGUGAGCUGCUAAAGUCUACCACUACACGGUUUUUGCACUCUCCAAUCUGGCCAAAUUUUGUACUGUAGUUAAAAGUUCUUGCACGCAUGUAUAUUAAGGGCGGUAAUACAUUUUGCCUUAU
Molecule: messenger RNA, 2076 nt
Organism: Penaeus indicus
Lineage: Eukaryota; Metazoa; Arthropoda; Malacostraca; Decapoda; Penaeidae
Exons: 5
Coding region: 413-1519 (368 amino acids)
Source: RefSeq, a predicted model, not a curated record